AUGAGCAACUCUUUGAAUUUGAACGCUGCCAAGGUCACCAAUGUCCGGCCAAUGGCCAACGAGGACGCUAAGUGGCUCCAGCUCAGCAAGAUCGAUUACCUGUCUCCUGAUGGCAAGGCCCGCCAAUGGGAGAUGGCUUCACGCAGAACUCGCCCCGAGGGCACGUCUGUAGACGGUGUCGGCAUCAUUGCUAUCAUUGAAAAGGACUCAGGACCUGAGGUCGUUUUGCAGAAGCAGUUCCGUCCUCCUGUCGAGGGCGUGUGCAUUGAGAUGCCUGCUGGAUUGGUCGACCCUAAUGAGUCCUUACAAGAAUGUGCUAUGAGAGAGCUUAAAGAGGAGACUGGCUAUGUUGGCAAGGUGCUCACCACUGGGCCGCUCGUUUUUAACGACCCGGGUUUUUGCAACACCAACACGGUAAUUGUGACUGCCAGUAUCGACAUGGCAGAUCCACGCAACCAGAAUCCGCAGCCCGAGCUUGAGGAGAACGAGUUCAUCGAGAUCUUCACUCUUCCGUUGGCUACGUUUUACGAAAGUCUGGAGGACUUGGCCAAACAAGGAUACAAGCUCGAUGCUCGUUUACAGAACAUUGCAAUGGGAUUGAAGCUUGCAAAACUGUAUGGUAGCAAUUGA
Messenger RNA from Ogataea parapolymorpha DL-1, 630 nucleotides. RefSeq names its product Spermidine synthase. Gene Ontology annotation, molecular function: ADP-ribose diphosphatase activity. Gene Ontology annotation, cellular component: nucleus; cytosol. The transcript has a single exon. The coding region runs from base 1 to 630 and encodes 209 amino acids. The record is from RefSeq and is a predicted model, not a curated record. Gene Ontology annotation, biological process: ribose phosphate metabolic process; nucleoside phosphate metabolic process. Lineage: Eukaryota; Fungi; Ascomycota; Pichiomycetes; Pichiales; Pichiaceae.